CCUAGAAUCCCUCUUCUCCUCCAUCACAGUGAUGUAGAGUCCUGAGCAUGGGGAAACACCUUUCCCACUGCCAGGAACACACACACACUUACUUAGUGGACACACACUUCUCCUCUGUGAGCUUUUGGACAUACACACUUCUACUCACAGAGCGUUUGAUGGUGAGAAGAGCCUGGACACCAAGAAGCACAUACCAUACUGGUUCUUCAGACUUCAUUGUUUCUCCUGAACUCAGCCCUGGGCCUGGUAGAGAGGAGAGAGAGAGGAGGAGAGAGAACUCUCAUCACCAGAUCUUCAGGAUGGAUAAAACGUGGACAACUGUGCCACCGUGUGUAUCGUGGAAGAGGCCGUAGAACAGACCCUGGCGAAACCUGACUCCUGUGGUGGGGGGGUGUGCUCGGGGCGAUGCGGUGCCCCACCCUGCUGGCCCUGCUGGCAGGGGUCAUGCUAUACCUGGUGAUAGGGGCGCUGGUGUUCCGGACCCUGGAAAGCCCCCAGGAGAGCAAGGAGCACGAGAAGCUGCUCCGUACCACACGUGACUUCCUCCAAAACCACUCCUGUGUCACCGCACAGAACCUCAGCGAUCUCAUCAUGAGUGUGGUGAAGGCGGUGGAGGCGGGCCUGGAUGUCAAACACAGCUCCACCAACUUCACUAGCAGGUGGGACCUGGCCAGCGCCUUCUUCUUCUGUGGUACCAUCAUCACCACCAUCGGGUUUGGCAACCUGUCUCCCAGGACCAAAUGGGGCCAGCUGUUCUGCGUGUGUUAUGCCCUGGUAGGGAUCCCUAUGUUUGGUUUCCUGCUGGCUGGUGUCGGGGACCACAUGGGGACGGGGCUGAGGAAGGCCGUGUGGAAGAUGGAGACACUCUUCCUGAAGCGGCGGGUCAGUCCCACUUAUGUGCGGGUCAUGUCUGCUGUUCUGUCCAUCCUGAUUGGCUGUCUGAUCUUUCUCGCCGUGCCAACGCUGGUGUUUAAGGAAGUGGAGGACUGGUCCUUUCUGGAGGCGCUCUACUUUGUGGUCAUCACCCUGACCACGGUCGGCUUCGGAGACUAUGUAGCAGGUGCUAACCGGCGGGACGGAGAUCUGUUUAAGCCCCUGGUGUGGCUCUGGAUAGUGUUUGGCCUGGCUUACUUUGCUUCCAUACUCACCAUGAUCGGGAACUGGCUGCGGGUGCUGUCCAAGAAAACACGUGCUGAGAUGGAGGAGUUGAGGGCCCAUGCUACAGACUGGACACAGAACAUCCAGAACAUGUCCAUGGACUUCCGGAUCCCCAACCCUCUGGAACUCAACGACCCCUUCCUGCUGCAGCGGCGCCGCUGGAGACGCAGCACCCGGCAACGGGUCCGCAGGGGGGCGCUGGGGCACCGCGGCAGGCAGGGCGUCAUAGGAGAGAACGGACAUCUGCCUAAUAGGUGGGUCACACGCUCCAUGACCCGUCUGGAGGUCGUGAGGUUAGGGGGGGGUGAGGUUAGGACUGAAGGGGUGAGGUUAGGACCAGGGAUGGGGCUAGGGGUAGGUUUGAGGGCAGAUUGCAGGGUCAAUGCGAGGUCAGAGGGCCGGACGGUUGCGAGGUCACUGUCGAUGCCUUCGGCGCGCUCCGUGAUGGAGUUAGACUAUGACCCUGAUCCUGUUGCGAUAAUGAUGAUGCCAUGGGAGUCGGGUUCUGUGUCCGAGUCUCCAGAGUCUGACUCCAGAUCAGUUGUCUCCUCCUCUGACUCUCACACCUCUGACAUGUGUAUGCCAGUGCGGAGGAUGCCUUUGGCUAGUUUUGACCCCAGUGGGUCUCUCUGUACUGAACAGAGGGGACGCCAUGGAGGAUCCAGGCUGGUAUAUUUCAGGGAGGACGUCCGGUUCCCUGUGCCUCUCCAGCAACUCCCCAAGUCACCCAACUCCACCAUGCUGCUCCCCAUGCCCCCUUUGCCCACCCCGUCAGGCUGCAAGAUGCUAGAUUUCUUCGGGGAGAACUUGGCCUACAUCGACGAGUCAUCGGACACGCUAAGUGACCGGAACCAGACGGUUGAGGGAGGUGUCAGUCCUCGUCCCCGGAUACACCGCAUGAGGAGGCAGCUGAAGGAGAGGAGGGACAGCGACAUGCAGCCCCCCUCUAACCCGCCUACUCCUCCCCCUCUUUCCCAUCUCAGAGACUGACACCGUGACAUGCAGCCCCCCUCUAACCAGCCUACUCCUCCCCCUCUUUCCCAUCUCAGAGACUGACACCGUGACAUGCAGCCCCCCUCUAACCAGCCUACUCCUCCCCCUCUUUCCCAUCUCAGAGACUGACACCGUGACAUGCAGUCCCCUCCUUUAACCCCCCACCCCUCCCCCAUCUCAGAGACUGACACCGUGACAUGCAGUCCCCUCCUCUAACCCCCCACCCCUCCCCCAUCUCAGAGACUGAACAAACUGACAGACACAGGUCCUGAAGGAGGAUACUAAGGCUGGUCUUUAUUACUAGUGUUCAAAGGAGAAGCAGACCUUAAAGCUCAGAUGGACUUAUCUACUGGAGAUCAAUGUGGACCAGGCCAACCAUUUAUUAGAUCUCACUGACUGAGGACCACAGUCACCAUUGAGAAAUAUUUGUAUGAAAACCAAUGAAUGUAUUCAGCAGCACAGGUAUAGAAUAUAUAAACUGUCUCAGCUCAGUGAAGUCAGACUCACUGGGUUGAGAAAUAGUACCAAGGGUAGUACAACAGCUCCUCUGCAUAGGUGUAGAGGCUGCUGUCCUGUCUGCUACUGGAGCUCAGCCCAAACCUCAGACACCGUUUUUAAAUGACACUAAAGUGGAUGGACUUUUUUUAAUAACCAUUUAGAUCUGGUGUCAGAGAUCCAUGUCCCUGUAUAUCCAAUGUCCUUCAGCAUGUGGGAUAUUCAGUACUCUGCUUGUAUAGCUUGUUUGUUUUGACGCUCUUCUGUUGCCCUGAAUGUGUAUGUGCCAAACUGGUAUUUAAAAUAUAAUUGUGCUUUUCUAAAUAAAGAAAAGUCCUAUACAAACCUACAAUACUGUAGGUUUGAUAGACUGAUGAGAUAACAACAUGAUAUACUGUGUAGAGAGGCCUUGGGGAGAGGUGUGGGUGGGGCUAGAAGGGAUGUCAGAUUGUAUGUGCACAUACUACACACUCAAGCACGCACACACACACACACACACACUACACACCGUUUCAAAGGCACUCACCCAGACACACACACUCAGACACCCAGAGUAGUGUUACUUUGGGAUAAGUGCAGGUUGAAUAUAGUAAGGGGUGGUUAGGUGGAAAGGACUAACAGAUGCUGGGCUGGUUUACAGCCGGGGACGGAGGGGUGGGACCUCACCACACCUCUGUCCUGCAGCCUGCCAGCCACUCAGGGGUCUACCCCCCUCACGUCCUCUCACCCCUCCUUCCCCUUUACAGAGAGGCCACACGUCCUUUUCCCAGAGAGGCUGGACAGGGACGGGCGGGGCCCCAGAAAGGCUCACAGGGACUGGGGGAGGAGAAGAGGGUUAAUGGGGGUACAGUCUGGUUACUAUGUCCGACUCUCUAGGCACUAUCUAUUUUUCAUCACCUUUCUGUGUUUGGCGCAUAAAGCAGACCGACUUGGCAGCCGAACAGACCCCACUCUGUUUCUCUCUAGGUUCAGUGUCAACCACAGCAGUACACAGAGCCUAGAUAUAAACAUACAGAACACUGCAGUCUCUCUCUCAAACCACUGAAAUACCAGAAGGCCUAAAUAUAAUUUGAGUUCCAGGGUGGAUGUAUUUAGAGUUUUUAUGCAUCUUAUCAAAAGUGGUUAACGUGGCCAAACUUUGAUUUGUGUGACUGGAUCAAUGUUAUCAAUAUGACCUUAACAUGUUAUACAAACAGCAAUCAAGUAAGAAGUAAAUGACAAAUAAAUAAAAAGUGUGGUUACAGCUGUGCAAAGCCCUACCAUGCCAGACCUAAUAGUUACACAUUUGCUAAGGCUACAAAAUGGCUACCACCGUCCAAUGUGGAUGUGUUCCAAAUUGGGCCUAUCAGCCCAUGUCUCUCCUUUGAAAACCUCCUUUCUGUUUCAUUCCUCCUCUCCUCUCACCACAAACCCUGAACGGGUUUAAAUCUGGCAUUCCGUGAGUGGUCGCUCUGGAAAUCUUUCACAUCCUGUUUACGCCAGCAGAUUUCAGCCCUUACCGCAGAGAGCUGGCUAGAGGCCUCUACUGCCUGGACACACAACCUCACUCUGUCCUUUAUUUUGCUUCCCGUCUCAUAUUUCUCGCUCUUUCUCCUUCUCUGUCCUCUCCUCACUCCCCUCUCUCGCGCUGUCAUUUUCUCUUCUCUCUCUCAGCCUCUUUCUCUUCUAUCCUCUCUCAGCCUCUUUCUCUCUCCAUCUCCUUCUCUCCCUCUUUCAGCCCAAAGGAAAACUAGCUCACAUCAACAGUUCACAUCAAAAUCGUCUCCCUUUAGGAAAUGCACACAGAUCUCUGCCUAAAGCUACUUGGUGGAGUUCACAUAAUCUUAUGCAACAAGCACACAUUGUAUUUCCAACCAAAACACUUUAAUAUCAGAUUUUGAAAAUGUGAAAUAAAGUUUAAUAAAGCUAUUUCAAUUAAUAAGAUAUUUACAGUAUUUUUGACCUUAUGAAAGUGGGGAAAAGACCCAGAGUUGAAGACAAUUUCUCAGUUUCAUACUUGUGAGAUUUGAAAAGAAACCAGCCUGUGCCAGACUCCGACUGGAAGUGAAAUGAAGGGUUGAAUAUAUAGACAGAGAGGGUCAGUCUGUCCUUUUUGCUUGAGGAGCACAAGUAGUCGUUGUUUUGUCCAGCUCUUUUCCUCCUCCUUCCCCCUCUCCCGUCGCUGGGCCCCUGCGUCAGCGGCACUUGCAGGACCUGACCACCAUGUUGGAGAGCUGCUCUACCUUGGGCGUUCGGCCCAUGAAGUACACGAUGGUCAGAGGCUCCAGGUCCUGAGGUACGCAGCACGGAGAUGCCGACGCCUCAGGGUUCAGCUUGUUAUACAGUGGCAGGAUCUGUGUGUGUGUGAGAGAUAGAGAACAUGAAAUAUCACAAAAACACUACUUAAAGAGAGAGUUCAACCAAAUUACAAAAUGACACAUUGGUGUCCUUACCUUGAACAGGUAUGAAAGUGAUCCAUGCUUUGGUUUAGUUUCUCUGGCACUGUUUCCUUC
Oncorhynchus nerka (sockeye salmon) is the source of this 5138-nucleotide messenger RNA. It is a transcript of the gene kcnk4a, whose product is annotated as potassium channel, subfamily K, member 4a. Gene Ontology annotation, biological process: stabilization of membrane potential; potassium ion transmembrane transport. The record is from RefSeq and is a predicted model, not a curated record. The transcript has 8 exons. Gene Ontology annotation, cellular component: plasma membrane. Bases 406 to 2148 code for a protein of 580 amino acids. Lineage: Eukaryota; Metazoa; Chordata; Actinopteri; Salmoniformes; Salmonidae. Gene Ontology annotation, molecular function: potassium ion leak channel activity; outward rectifier potassium channel activity.